Dromiciops gliroides (monito del monte) is the source of this 744-nucleotide messenger RNA. RefSeq names its product circumsporozoite protein-like. The transcript is spliced from 3 exons. The record is from RefSeq and is a predicted model, not a curated record. The coding region runs from base 1 to 744 and encodes 247 amino acids. NCBI's taxonomy places the organism in Eukaryota, Metazoa, Chordata, Mammalia, Microbiotheria, Microbiotheriidae.
AUGGCUGCUACCAAGCUGCUACUGCUCCUUUUCUCAGUGGCCCUGUUGGGCCUGAGCUCAGCUCAAUUUGCAAAUGAGGAAGAUGCCCAAAGUUCAGAAGAUUCAUUAGCCCCCCAAGCACCAAAUGACUCCCAGGAGCAAGGUGAGAAACAAGGUCAAAAACCAGGAGGUGGUCAGCAAGGAGGUCAUCCAGGUGGUCAGCAAGGAGGUCGUCCAGGUGGCCCUCAGGGAGGUCAGCCAGGAGGCCCUCAGGGAGGUCAGCCAGGAGGCCAGCAAGGAGGUAAGCCAGGAGGCCCUCAAGGAGGUCAGCCAGGAGGCCAGCAAGGAGGUCGUCCAGGUGGCCCUCAAGGUGGACAACCAGGAGGCCAGCAAGGAGGUCAACCAGGAGGCCAGCAAGGAGGUCAACCAGGAGGCCAGCAAGGAGGUCGUCCAGGAGGCCCUCAAGGAGGUCAACCAGGAGGCCAGCAAGGAGGUCAACCAGGAGGCCAGCAAGGAGGUCAACCAGGAGGCCAGCAAGGAGGUCGUCCAGGAGGCCCUCAAGGAGGUCAACCAGGAGGCCAGCAAGGAAGUCGUCCAGGAGGCCCUCAAGGAGGUCAACCAGGAGGCCAGCAAGGAGGUCAUCCAGGAGGCCAGCAAGGAGGUCAUCCAGGAGGCCAGCAAGGAGGUCGUCCAGGAGGCCAGCAAGGAGGUCAACCAGGAGGCCAGCAAGGUGGUCAGCCAGGUGGCCAGCAAGGUGGCCAGUAA